AUGACUGAACUGCCAGGACGGCCCGCCGUGGCCCUUGCGACAAGCGCUUCCCCAGGCGCCGAUGUGCUCCUUCGCCCAAUACGAGGGAGCUGUGGCUGUGGAAGAAACCGAUUCAUCGUUACUUUGCCAACCGAUGGCAUUCACCAAGCACAGGUCCUCUUCAACACCGACCCCGUCCAUCAGGUCCCUCUGGGCACCCCGCUGGCCGCCUACCUGCGCGUGCCUCUCUCCUGGUAUCACAGCACGACCUUCGCCCAGUUCCCCGACGAGACCCACGCGAUGAUCCGAAGAGUCUACACGCCUCCCAACCGGGGCUCCCCGAUGCGACAUUUCUGCGGCUUCUGCGGCACGCCCCUCUCCUACUGGUGCGAGAAUCCCAUCAGCGAAGCCUCUUUUAUCAGCCUCACCCUCGGGAGCCUCCUGCAAGAUGAUCUACGGGAUCUCGAGGACAUGGGACUGCUCCCCGACGACAGAUCGGACAGCGAGCAAGAGGCGAAGGAGGGAGAGGGCGAAGAGGGGCCUGCAAGCCCGGGUCUCAGAUUGGCCAUGCGAGAAUCAUACGGCGUCCCGUGGUUUGAUGGGCUGGUCGAAGGGACUCGCUUGGGGAGGAUGAGGCGGACGCAGGGCAUCCGGAGCUCUGGGGAUGGCAGGGUGAGGGUUGAGUGGGAGAUUGUGGAGUUUGAUGGCGAUGACGAAGAUGCCAACGAAGGACAGGAAAUGGAUGUGGACACAGCGCCCGCGGCUGGCGGGAAGCGGAAGCGCGAGAGCACAGAUGCGGCAAGCAAUCUGAAAUAA
Molecule: messenger RNA, 795 nt
Organism: Clonostachys rhizophaga
Lineage: Eukaryota; Fungi; Ascomycota; Sordariomycetes; Hypocreales; Bionectriaceae
Source: the annotation of a GenBank genome assembly